Molecule: messenger RNA, 2046 nt
Organism: Sorex araneus (European shrew)
Lineage: Eukaryota; Metazoa; Chordata; Mammalia; Eulipotyphla; Soricidae
Gene: SIM2
Product: SIM bHLH transcription factor 2
Exons: 11
Coding region: 1-2046 (681 amino acids)
Biological process (GO): regulation of transcription by RNA polymerase II
Molecular function (GO): DNA-binding transcription factor activity, RNA polymerase II-specific; protein dimerization activity; RNA polymerase II transcription regulatory region sequence-specific DNA binding
Source: RefSeq, a predicted model, not a curated record
AUGAAGGAGAAGUCCAAGAAUGCGGCCAAGACCAGGAGGGAGAAGGAAAAUGGCGAGUUCUACGAGCUGGCCAAGCUGCUCCCGCUGCCCUCUGCCAUCACCUCGCAGCUGGACAAGGCGUCCAUCAUCCGGCUCACCACCAGCUACCUGAAGAUGCGCGCCGUGUUCCCCGAAGGUUUAGGAGACGCUUGGGGACAGCCGAGCCGCGCCGGGCCCCUGGACAACGUGGCCAAGGAGCUGGGGUCGCAUUUGCUGCAGACUCUGGACGGGUUUGUUUUCGUGGUCGCAUCUGACGGCAAAAUCAUGUACAUAUCAGAAACAGCAUCUGUCCAUUUAGGCUUGUCCCAGGUGGAGCUGACGGGCAACAGCAUUUAUGAGUACAUCCACCCUUCGGACCACGACGAGAUGACGGCAGUCCUGGCCGCCCACCAGCCGCUGCACCAUCACCUGCUCCAAGAGUACGAGAUGGAGCGCUCCUUCUUCCUGCGGAUGAAGUGCGUGCUGGCCAAGAGGAACGCUGGCCUGACCUGCAGCGGAUACAAGGUCAUCCACUGCAGCGGCUACCUGAAGAUCAGGCAGUAUGUGCUGGACAUGUCCCUGUAUGACUCCUGCUACCAGAUCGUGGGGCUGGUGGCCGUGGGCCAGUCCCUGCCGCCCAGCGCCAUCACGGAGAUCAAGCUGCACAGCAACAUGUUCAUGUUCAGGGCCAGCCUGGACCUGAAGCUCAUCUUCCUGGACUCCAGGGUGACCGAGCUCACUGGGUACGAGCCGCAGGACCUGAUCGAGAAGACCCUCUACCACCACGUGCACGGCUGCGACGUGUUCCAUCUGCGCUACGCACACCACCUGCUGCUGGUGAAGGGCCAGGUGACCACCAAGUACUACCGGCUGCUGUCCAAGCGGGGCGGCUGGGUGUGGGUGCAGAGCUGCGCCACCGUCGUGCACAACAGCCGCUCCUCCCGGCCCCACUGCAUCGUGAGUGUCAAUUAUGUGCUCACUGACGUGGAGUACAAGGAGCUGCGGCUGUCCCUGGACCAGGUGUCCACGGCCAAGUCCCAGGACUCGUGGAGGACGGCCUUGUCUACCUCACAAGAAACCCGGAAGCUAGCGAAACCCAAACACGCCAAGAUGAAGACGAAGUUGAGAACGACCCCGUACCCCACACAGCAAUACAGCUCGUUCCAGAUGGACAGGAUGGAAUGCGGCCAGCUGGGACCCUGGCGGGGCAGCCCCCCGGCGCCCGCGCCCGUGCCCCCGGAGCAGCAGCUCCACGCCGAGGGCAGCGAGCUGGUGUACGCGCCCUCCUACAGCCUGCCCUUCUCCUACCACUACGGACACUUCCCCCUCGACGCGCCCGUCUUCGGCAGCAAGAAGCCCAUGCUGCCCGCCAAGUUUGGGCCCCCCGCGGGCACGCCCUGCGAGAUGGCACGCUUCUUCCUGAGCACGCUGCCAGCCAGCGGCGAGUGCCAGUGGCACUAUGCCAACCCCCUCGUGCCCAGCAGCCCGUCUCCAGCUAAGAACCUCUCAGAGCCGCCGGUGACCCCUGCUCGGCACGGCCUGGUGCCCAGCUACGAAGCGCCCGUGGCCGCCGCGCGCAGGUUCGCCGAGGACGCCGCGCCGCCGCCGCCGCCGCCGCCGCCUUCCAGCUUCCCGAGCUGCGGCCACUACCGCGAGGACGCGGCGCUGGGCCCGGCCAAGGGGGUCCGGCACGCGGCGCGGGACGGGCCGCGCCUGGCGCUGGCCCGCGGGGCGCCCGAGUGCUGCGCGCCGCCGCCGCCGCCGCCCCCCGAGCCCCCCGGCGCGCCCCCGCCGCAGCUGCCCUUCGUGCUGCUCAACUACCACCGCGUGCUGGCCCGCCGCGGGCCGCUGGGGGGCGCUGCGCCCGCCGCCGCCGCUCACCUGGCGGGCGGCCCCGGCGGCCCCGACGCUGCGGCGGGCGGCGCGCUGCGCCCCCGGCCCCCCGGCCCCGCCGCCGCCGCCUCCCCGCCCGGCGCGCCCCUGCCGCACUACCUGGGCGCCUCGGUCAUCAUCACUAACGGGAGGUGA